Molecule: messenger RNA, 2459 nt
Organism: Sinocyclocheilus grahami
Lineage: Eukaryota; Metazoa; Chordata; Actinopteri; Cypriniformes; Cyprinidae
Product: sodium-dependent neutral amino acid transporter B(0)AT2-like
Exons: 8
Coding region: 321-1877 (518 amino acids)
Biological process (GO): L-leucine transport; sodium ion transmembrane transport
Cellular component (GO): plasma membrane
Molecular function (GO): proline:sodium symporter activity
Source: RefSeq, a predicted model, not a curated record
GUAGACACAGAGCAUCUGCGCCUCCUGCAUCACAUUAAACAUCAGACUGUAAAUGCGCUAUACUUGUAUGACCAAACAAUCAAACAUAAACCUUCUUCAAGUCGAAACAUCCGAUUUCAAAACCUAAGCUCAUUUCCUUUUGAUUCGUUGUAAGGAAACCUGUAUUGUGAAAAUGAGAAGAUAAAUAUUUUUUGACUUUUGAUCUAUUGACUAAAUCCCACUCUCUGACCUGCCUUUGUACGUUUGACCUCAACCUGCCCUACCGAAAAGAACUUCCAAGAAUCUCUCCCUUCCCCAUUGCCAAAAAAAGACAUUUUCAAAUGCCCAAAAACAGCAAAACCCUCAAGAGAGAAAUUGACGAUGACGAAGUUACGGAAUCUGUUAAAGAUUUGCUCUCCAAUGAAGAUAACUGUGAGGACUCUUUCAAGAAGAGCUCUCUAAUGGUAGGAGAUGUUCCACAGAAUAAGGAGCGGGAUGUUGAGGAGGGCUCAGAGGAGGAGGAGGAGGAGGAGGAGGAGGAGAGGCCCGCCUGGAGCAGCAAGCUCCAGUACAUCCUUGCCCAGGUGGGCUUCUCAGUGGGCCUGGGCAACGUCUGGAGGUUCCCCUAUUUGUGCCAGAAAAAUGGUGGCGGAGCGUAUCUGCUUCCCUACCUCAUUCUGCUGGUGUUGAUAGGGAUUCCCCUCUUCUUCCUGGAGCUAGCAGUGGGCCAGCGCAUCCGCAGGGGCAGUAUUGGGGUGUGGAACUACAUCAGCCCACGUCUGGGUGGCAUCGGCUUCGCCAGCUGUUUGGUGUGCUUUUUUGUGGGUCUUUACUACAAUGUCAUCAUCGGCUGGAGUCUCUUCUACUUCUCACAGUCCUUCCAGCAGCCUCUUCCUUGGCACGAGUGUCCCCUGUUCAAAAACAAAACGAAUACAUAUGUUGAACCAGAGUGUGAGAAAAGUUCAGCCACUACAUACUACUGGUAUCGUGUGGCCCUGGACAUCUCUGAUUCCAUCUCUGAGAGUGGAGGACUUAACUGGAGGAUGACUCUGUGCCUGCUGGCUGCUUGGACCAUGGUGUGUCUUGCUAUGAUGAAGGGUAUCCAGUCUUCUGGAAAGUCAGCUAAGACCUCAAGGGAUGUCUUAAAAGCAACACAGAGCGAAACACUGACCUACAGAGUGAUCCUUCCUAUGUCAGUGAGAACCAUCAGCCGCUCAUGUGAUCCAUGCCUGUGUAACGUUGUGAAACGUGAUGCAGCAUCCAUACGGAUCAGACCACAUGCAGUACUCUGGCAUCAGUGUGCUUUUGACCCUGUUCGCUUUAGACAGCCGAUGUUCAGGUUUUCUCAAAUCAUGUUCUUUGAGGAUCUAAAGGACAUGCUUGGUUUCACUCCAUACCGCUACUAUUACUAUAUGUGGAAGUUUGUCACACCAGUGCUGCUGCUGGGUCUUCUGGCCACAAGCAUCAUUCAGCUGGGACUGUCGCCACCUAGCUACAGCGCAUGGAACCAGCAACUGGCUCAAGAACAGUCUCUCAGCUAUCCGCCCUGGGGCCUGGCUGUCUGCAUCUCACUGGUGGUCACCGCCAUCCUCCCUGUGCCUGUGGUUUUUAUUCUGCGCUGUUUGAACAUCAUCGACGAGAACACAGGAGGCCUGUCCACUGUCUCCUAUAAAAAAGGCCGCAUUAUAAAAGACACUGCUUGUAGGGCCAGAGAAGAGGACGAAGAUGACACAAGUCUUCUCAACGCGAAGACGCCAAGCGAAGCCCCGUCGCCCAUGCCAGCCAAUUACCGCAAGCAUAGCGGUCCUGCUUCGGGCACAGACGUCACGCUCAACGGUAGCUGCAGCACUGGAUACGUAAUGCCUAAUAUUACAGACAUUCCGGAAUCUGAUUUGUGAGGACUUGUUCUUGAAAUGACCAGUGUCAUUUCAUUUGCCCUGUAAGAACCUCUUCAUCGAGUUCCAGAGCUUCAAAUGUCAAUCACCUGAGUAGCCAAUCACAAUUCAUCAAGAUGAAUGUGAAUGCUAACGGAGAGUGUUCUCCUAUAGACCUCUUCUAACAGCCAUCUUCCUUUCACACUGGUCCAAUACAAAAGUUUCAACAUUUCUAACUGUAUUAUGUGUACUAACGCCCCCUACCCCCAUCCCAAUCCAUUGCCCCAACUGUUGCACGCACUUAUCCCCCUCUGUAGGGGCCUGUAGACCCCUGGUUUAUGCUCUUACUGUAGAAUGGCUAUUUGUACGGAUUAUGUUGCAAGUCAGGGCAGUUACUGUCCACAAAAAUCAAGAUUAGAAGCAGUUUAGCAGCUUUGGAAAAGUCUAGAAUGUAAAUGUAUGCAUAAAAUGGGGAAAACAUGCAAUACUUUUUUUUUGGAUGUAGUUAAAUCAUUGAACAUCAGUGUAUGGAUUGCAUUUAAAACAACCCCAACUCAUUGUUGGAAAAUGUGUGCCUAAUUCAUUCUAAAAUUGUUGAUAGAAUAC